AUGCGCGGAAAAGUAUCUUUUGAAGAAGCCUACGAAAUUCCGGCUCUGGCCGACUCAAGUCGCGAUCAAGCCGCUCUGUAUAUUGCUCCUAAAGACCUCGAGCGGUAUCUAAGUCAGAUCAAGCAGCCCACCGGCGAGCGUCUUGAUUUAUCCAACCAGCACGGCAUUGGAUACACGAUUUCUUCAUUGACGGUCCCGGGCUGCCAAGGCAUUACAGACAAAGCUAAGGCGGAAAAGCAUGCCCGUGAUGCAAAUGACUGGAUCGCCAAAGAAAUCAAGGCGUACCCUGACCGGAUGGGCGCGUUUGCUGCGCUUUCAAUGCACGAUCCUGCCCAGGCGGCGCAAGAGCUCGAACGUUGCGUGAAACAGUAUGGAUUUCACGGAGCUCUUGUGAACAACUGGCAGCAUGCGGGAGCAGAUGGAGAAACGUAUCUUUUCUAUGAUCAGCCUGAAUAUGACGUCUUUUGGAAAAAAUGUGUGGAGUUGGAUGUACCUUUCUACCUCCACCCGGCGGCACCGAUGGGGAACCAUUUCAAACAGUUCUAUGAGCAAAGAAGAUAUUUGGUUGGACCCCCAGAGUCAUUUGCUAUCGACGUCUCGCUGCAUGUUCUGGGGUUGAUAACCAACGGAGUUUUCGAUCGUCACCCUAAGCUGAAACUCAUUGUGGGCCACUUGGGCGAGCGUAUGCCCCAGGACUUCUGGCGCACGAACCAUUGGCUAAGAGAUGUUGAAAGACCACUGGCUGAGUCACGAGGCGAUGUCAUGUGCAAGCAAGAUCUUGUUUACUACUUCAAGAACAACAUCUACCUUACGACUAGUGGCCACUUUUCAACUGAGACGGUCAAGUUUGUCUGUGACUAUGUGGGCGCCGAUAGGAUCCUUUUUUCGGUUGAUUCACCCUACGAGAAGAUUCAGGAUGGUGCAUCUUGGUAUGACAAUGACAAGGAGAAUCUGUCGAAGGCUCUUGGUGGAGCGGACAACUACGCUAAAGUUGGAAGAGAGAAUGCGAAGAAUUUGUUCAAGUUGGGUACGUAUCACGACUCGACUGCUUAA
Messenger RNA from Penicillium antarcticum, 1053 nucleotides. RefSeq names its product amidohydrolase family protein. Gene Ontology annotation, biological process: secondary metabolic process. The transcript has a single exon. Gene Ontology annotation, molecular function: carboxy-lyase activity; hydrolase activity. The record is from RefSeq and is a predicted model, not a curated record. The coding region runs from base 1 to 1053 and encodes 350 amino acids. Lineage: Eukaryota; Fungi; Ascomycota; Eurotiomycetes; Eurotiales; Aspergillaceae. Gene Ontology annotation, cellular component: cytoplasm; cytosol.